Messenger RNA from Grosmannia clavigera kw1407, 825 nucleotides. RefSeq lists its product as uncharacterized. The coding region runs from base 1 to 825 and encodes 274 amino acids. NCBI's taxonomy places the organism in Eukaryota, Fungi, Ascomycota, Sordariomycetes, Ophiostomatales, Ophiostomataceae. The transcript has a single exon. The record is from RefSeq and is a predicted model, not a curated record.
AUGUCUCAAGGUUCGUUUGUCAAUAUCUACGCCUGCCGCUGCCGCGAGGAGCAGCGGUCGGUCCAACCGCGCGGCUGUCUUUCCGUCUUCAGCACCUGGAUGCCCGCGCCCAACUCUCCUCCUCAGCUGCCACGUCAGUACAUCCCAGAGCUGUGUCCGAAGUGCCUCCGGGUCUACGACCUGAGACAGCAAUACGGGCUAAUGGACAGCAGCAGUGCACGUCGGCAGCGAGAGCGCCGUCACGUCGAGGACACGGCCGUUCCCAGCGACGCCAUCGGUGUUGCCAUAUCAGCCCCGGAGGCCACCCCAGCCGUUCCGACCGUCCGUCCGCCAAAGACUGCCGUGUGUGCUCCUGUACCAAGUGCCAGGGGCACCACUGGAACAGGGCCCCGGGGCCCUGCCCACUACUCACAGCGGAGACAGUCUGAGCCAGUUCCCGGCCGUAGCAGAACCGAACACAGAAGGUAUGCCAGCAUCCCCAGCGUCUCUCGGCCACCACCGGCCAGACCGCCACCGGCCGAGCCUCUCUGGGGCCCCGGCCCGUCUGCACCCUCACGGCCACCUCCCGCUCGCACGCCGAACAAGCUGCAAAAGCGCAGCUCAACCAGCCCGCCCAGCACGAGUCGUCCAGCCGGCGACAACAGCCACCCAACCAAGCCGUCGCGGGCCAAAGAAGCUGCAGCCAAAUCAGGGCUUCGGGUGGACACGGCUCACCGACGAUCCCGUCUAUCGACGCGUGUUCUCAGCGUACUGACACCCAGGGCCAUGGAGAGCGAUGAAUCCCUCGUCUGCCGGGAUGCCCGGCGGAUCGAGUCGGGACGGUAA